AUGCCCUUCCGCGCCUCCCGCGUCCAAUCCCGCCUCCUCUCCUCCGAAGACAUAUCCGAAAUCCCCAUCUCACCCCGUCCCUCAACCACUCUCACCCUAGACACCUCCCCGUCUCUCCCCUCACCCCAAAACUUCUCCCCCUACACCGACCCCUCAAGUCCCAUAACCACAUCUCCCCUCCGCAACUACAUACCCACGAAAUGGUUCAGCGCCACCCAACACACGGAAUACCAAGCGUUAGCGGAUAUAGGGGGUGGAGAGAUCAGAGGCGGGGAUCGGGAGAGGAGGAAGAAGGUGUGGGAGAUGGUGGCAUUAGGGGCGUUGGUACUGGUUUUGGUGGGUGUGGUGACUUUUUGUGUGGGGUGGGGGAUGGUGAAAACGAUGGAUGGGAAUGGGAAGGAGAAGGGGGAGGGGAGUGGGAAGGAGUUGGAGAGGAGAUGGUGGGGGCUUGGGGUGAAGGGAUGGGGGAUGGGGUGGUGA
Glarea lozoyensis ATCC 20868 is the source of this 480-nucleotide messenger RNA. RefSeq lists its product as uncharacterized. Bases 1 to 480 code for a protein of 159 amino acids. The record is from RefSeq and is a predicted model, not a curated record. Lineage: Eukaryota; Fungi; Ascomycota; Leotiomycetes; Helotiales; Helotiaceae. The transcript has a single exon.